UGCCCGCACCUCACCUCAAACACUGCGGCAUCCUGUAAUCUGUCUCUCUCACACAUCUCAGUGACUCUUUUAUGAGCGUUUAAUAACACGCGGAUCUAGACGUCAUUUCUCUUCAUAUUGUAUGACCAUCACUAAGGUGUUCGUGUGGUCAGCACAGACAGGAUGACAUGGCGUCCUCAGUACCGUAGUUCCAAGUACCGCCACGUGUUUGGGAAGCCGGCCACAAAGGAGAACUGCUAUGAUGGUGUACCUAUCACCCGGAGCGUUCACGACAACCAACUCUGCGCAGUCAACCCUCGCUUUAUCGGCGUUAUCACAGAAUGUGCAGGGGGCGGAGCCUUCCUGGUGCUGUCCAUCCAUCAUACUGGCAAGGUCGAUCCUCAUCAUCCAAAGGUUUCGGGUCACAGAGGCAAUGUGCUUGACAUCAAAUGGAAUCCCUUCAAUGACUUCUGCAUUGCAUCCUGUUCAGAGGACGCCACAGUAAAGAUCUGGAACAUUCCUGAACAUGGUGUUAUGAAGAAUAUCACAGUGCCUUGGAAGGAACUGCAGGGUCAUUCACGACGUGUCGGGCUGAUUGAGUGGCAUCCCACUGCCAGCAGCAUCAUUUUCAGCACCGGCUACGACUAUCAGAUUAUGGUGUGGAACCUGGAUGUUCCUGAGCAGGUGGUCAAGAACCCUGUGCGGACCAUCAGUGUGCACUCAGAUGUGGUUCUGUCCAUGUCCUUCAACACUGAUGGCAGCAGACUCGCCACCUCCUGCAAAGACAAGAAGAUCAGAGUCAUUGACCCACGUACUGGAAUCCUUUUACAGGAGACUAACACCAAAACGCACAAAGGCAUUAAAGUGCUAUUUCUGGGAAACCUGAAAAUGCUCCUCUCCACAGGAAAUUCACGCUGGAACCAUCGUCAGAUUGCACUUUGGGAUCAGGAGGACCUCUCUCAGCCGUCCUAUUCAGAGGACUUGGAUGGCUCCUCUGGUGUCCUCUUCCCUUUCUAUGACCCUGACACGCACAUGCUUUACGUAGCUGGAAAAGGUGAUGGUAAUAUCAGAUAUUAUGAAAUCAGCCCAGAGAAGCCAUAUGUGCACUAUCUGACAGAAUACCGCUCUCUUCUUCCACAAAAGGGAAUGGGUGUCAUGCCAAAGCGAGGGCUUGAUGUGUGUUCCUGUGAAGUGUUCAGAUUCUACAAGCUUGUGACAAUCAAAAGUCUCAUAGAACCUCUAUCCAUGAUUGUUCCACGAAGGUCUGAGUCCUAUCAAGAGGACAUUUACCCCAUGACAGCCGGAAACCAGCCUGCCAUGACAGCGGAUGAGUGGAUCAGAGGUCUAGACAAAGGUCCAUUGAUGAUGUCUCUAAGGCCUGGAAGUGAACUGGACACGUAUGUGGAGUUGGGCUUGGGAAAAGGCCCAACUGACGCAGACACACACCAUUCUCGGAGUCGGCCUGGGUUGCUAAUCCAGGAACGUCUGGAUGCCAAAGAAGGGAACGAGCACAAAGAAUCCUACGCCACCUUGCAUCUCCCAUCCACAAAUGAGAACAGCAGUUCUACGACCCAUGUCAGCAAUGGGCAGAGCUCGCCGCCCAAAACAGAGAACGAGCUACGGCAAGUAUUUUAUAAGCAGCAGGAAGAGAUCCGCAAGCUGAGGGAGCUGCUGAACCAGAAGGAUGUGCGGAUAAAACAGCUGGAACUGGAGAUCAAAAAUGUGAGAAACUCACAAAGCAGUCUUUGAGAGAGACUGGCGAACAUCACACCACCAAAAGCCUUGUCUGCCUCACUGUCAUGCACAUAUGAACACAUCUUACGGCCUCACGAGCUGCGUUCCCAUUUAUACGCUGUCUGUCUGCAGUCAUUCCUUUCAUGGAUUUGUGCACAGCAAUACGACAUUCCUGGGAGUUUGUUUUGUACACUUCAGCACUAUGCUAACUUUUUUUUUUUUUUUGAUUAUACUUGUUGAAAAGUUUUUUUUUUAUUAUUAUUAUUAUUAUUAUUGUUUAAAAAUGUUUCUUAAAUGGGCAAUUGUGUGUAUUGUUUUAUAAAUUGGGAAAGUUAUGCGUAUGAUUGAAUAUUUUGUAAUUUGCUAUUUAAAUUCCUGUUUUGCAAAUGGGUGAGUGAUGUGAUGCAUAACCACGUUUGAUAUUACAAAUGCAAAUCCAAGGUUUUAUAAUAACAAGGGGACGGGACAUCAAUUUGGAUCAUUUUAUGUAUUAGAUUGAGUUUGUGAUCAGAUGCUGUUAAAAGAGAAAUAAAUACCAAAUGCCAUUAUGGAAAUGAGCUGGGAUUCAGACAAUAUCUCAGAAAAGUCCAGAUUAGUUUAAAUAAUCCCUUCAAGCAUUUUAACCACCUACCGACAAAAUUAUAUUCUUUAAAUAGCAACACAAUAGCCGUUAAAGGAAUAUUCCAGGUUCAUUACAAGUUAAGCUCAAUCGACAGCAUUUGUGGCCUCCUUUUCUUUAAUAAAGCACAAGUGUGUGUUCCAGUGAGACACUUCCAAUGCAAGUCAAUGGGGUUUCAAAAGUAAAGACACAAACAAUGUGUGUGUUAACAUGAUUUUACUGUCAUUAAAUCACUUAAUAACCACAUCUGUGUGGAGAUAGAGACAAUGUUACAACACUGUUGCCAUGACGACCAUGUAAACCCACAAAAACAAUGAUGUAAACAACUUUACAGCUGAAAUAAUACAAUAAUUAAUGUGAGUGCUUUGAUAAAAUUAUAAGUGUCACAUUUCUGCCUUUAAACCUCCAAAAAUUGCCCCCAUUGACCUCCAUUGUGAGUGUCUCACUGGAACACACAUUUGUGCUUUUAUUAAAGAAGAGGGACGAGUCGAAAUGAAUGUUUGUGGUAAUCAACAUGAUGAUACAAAUGCUGUCGAUUGAACUGAACCUGGAAUAUUCAUUAAAGGGACAGUUCACCUAAAAUUGAAAAUGCUGUCAUCAUUUACUCACCUUCAUGCCAUCCCAGCUGUGUGACUUUCUUCUGCAGAAUACAAAUAUUAAUAUAAUAGUGUACAAAACUGAAGAUUUUUUAUUUAAAAUGUUGCUGUUGCUCAGAUGUAUCUUCAAAUAAUUGACUAAAUGUUGUUCAAACAGCCUUGAUUGUAGCAUCUUCUUUUUGAUUCCUAAAAAGUCGUCUUUACUCAGGCUGAAGUCAAUAAGCUGGAUCAGGAAUCAUUCUUUUAAGGUUCAAUAUGCCGGUCACUAAAUGAACAUGUAGCAAAUUGAUUUGAUCGUCUGAGGUUCCUAAAGUGGACGGAGCAACUCCUUGAACAGAGGACGGAUAUAGGGAAAGCAGAAGAUGAGUGUCCUGACAUGCUGAUUGCUAUUUUCAAAAAUAGUGGUGAAAUGCAUUAUUUUUUUUUUUAGAAACUAAUGAAUAUCUGAAAGUAACAUUAUGAAUGAUAUCUUGAUGGUCUCUAAAAGAAAAAAAUGGUGAAACUUGCAAAGCAUCCAUUUUGCUAGCCCAUUAAAGGGGCAGUUCACACAAAAAUGCAAAUUCUCUCAUCAUUUACUCACCCUCAUGUCAUCCCAGAUGUUUGUGACUUACUUUCUUCUGCAGAACACAAAUGAAGAUUUUUAGAAGAAUAUUUCAACUCUGUAGGUUCAUACAAUGCAAGUGAAUGGUGACCGGAACUUUG
This is a messenger RNA of Xyrauchen texanus (razorback sucker), 3630 nucleotides long. RefSeq names its product coronin 2Aa (gene coro2aa). Gene Ontology annotation, molecular function: actin filament binding. Gene Ontology annotation, biological process: actin filament organization. Bases 163 to 1728 code for a protein of 521 amino acids. The transcript is spliced from 13 exons. NCBI's taxonomy places the organism in Eukaryota, Metazoa, Chordata, Actinopteri, Cypriniformes, Catostomidae. The record is from RefSeq and is a predicted model, not a curated record.